GAUGUCUGCGGCGCGGGGCUCCCCGCCGGCCAGAGGGCUCGACGGCGCGGGGAGGACGGGCAGCCUGAAGCGCGCCGAUCUCCCAAAGUCACAACUUGCAAGAUGUUACUCUGUUAUGAUACCCCAUCAUGCAUCCUGCCUUGAUGUCAGGGCUACCAGGCAAUCAGGCUGGAGCGUGGACUUCCCUUAUGGCACGUUGGACCAGGGGAAAAGCAAUCUGCAUGCAGCCUCGUUAGAUGAUGCAGAGUAUCUCUGGCCUAAGGAACUCACUGCUACUGGAAACAGCCAGACUUCAAAACCGGGACGCAACAUUCCUCGGAGACAUACCGUAGGGGGCCCUCGGAGUUCCAAAGAAAUCCUGGGCAUGCAGACCUCCGAUAUGGACAAAAAGAGAGAAGCUUUUCUUGAACAUCUCAAGCAGAAAUACCCUCAUCAUGCCACUGCAAUAAUGGGCCACCAAGAAAGACUGAGAGAUCAGGCUUUGCAGUGCAUGUUGAUCUCCUUCCAUUCAGAACUUGACAUUCAAAGGUACUUGAUGAGAAUUGAAUCCUCUCAGAGAACGAGGAGCCCAAAGCUAUCUCAAAGCCCCCAGCCCAACUUGGGAGAUCAGGCAGAGUAUUUGUCAGAAGCAUCCGCCGACUCUCUCGAAAUCAUGUCCGAAGGAGAGUCCCCUACGCCUUUCUCAAGAGGAAGCCGUACGCGAGCGAGCCUGCCAGUAGUGAGGACAACAAACCAGACAAAGGAGAGAUCGCUCGGCAUUUUAUAUCUUCAGUACGGAGAUGACACGAAGCAGCUAAAGAUGCCCAAUGAGAUCACAAGCACAGACACCAUCCGCGCCCUCUUUGUAAGUGCCUUUCCACAGCAGCUGACCAUGAAAAUGCUGGAGUCCCCCAGCGUGGCCAUAUACAUCAAGGACGAGAGCAGAAAUAUCUAUUACGAAUUAAACGAUGUGAGGAACAUUCAAGACAGAUCUUUCCUUAAAGUUUACAACAAAGAUCCAGCACAGGCUUUUAAUCACAUGCCCAGAGCUGUAAAUGGAGACGUAAGGAUGCAGAGAGACAUCUUUCCAAAUGCUUCUCGGCCAGGAUCUGGCAUGCAUCCUCCACACGCGCUUCCGACCUCUCCCCCUGCUACUCCAGUAACCCAUUCAAUGCCCCCUUCUCCAUCCAGGAUCCCCUAUGGCACUGCCAGGCCAGUCAGUGGUCCUGGCAAUGCCACAAUCCCCAGGGACCGGCUUUCGAACAUGGCGGCAUCCAGACCCAUCUCGCCAAGCCCUAGUGCCAUUUUGGAAAGGAGGGAUGUGAAACCCGACGAGGACCUGAGCGGCAAAAACCUGACUCUUUUUCGGAAUGAGGGACUCUACGCCGACCCAUACUUGUACCACGAGGGUAGGAUGAGCAUUGCGGCUUCGCACACAGGGCACCCUCUUGAUGUCCCCGACCAUGUCAUUGCUUACCACCGUAGCACCAUGAGGUCAUCAAGCACUUACUGUAAUCCUUCUAUGCAGCCCGAAAUUAUGGAGCAAUCGCUGUACCGGCAAAAAUCAAGGAAAUACCCAGACAGUCACUUGCCGACUCUGGGCUCCAAAACACCUCCUGCCUCUCCUCACCGAGGAACCGACAUGCGAAUGAUAGAUAUCUACGCCCAUCACAACACCCAAGUGUCUCCUCACACUCUUCACCUUGACAGGUCAUCGCCUAGUCGCCAGUCCCUUAAAAAAGACCCAGGAACUCCUGUGUUUGUGGAAGGAAAGCCACGAAAUGCAGUGGGGUUUGCUGGCAUGGCUGAGGUAGUUCCAUCAACACCUGAAAAGAAAGCGUUCGGCUAUGGAACAGCUGUGAUACCCAAAGAGACUGAGACAAGAGAAAGGAUGCAAGCUAUGGAGAAACAGAUAGCCAGUUUAACUGGCCUUGUUCAGACUGCGCUUUUUAAAGGGCCAAAUUCAAGUAAUAGCAAAGAUGUUUCUAGUGAGAAGAUGGUGAAAACUGUGUCCAGUAAAAACAGUGCUGAGAAGUCAGGAUCUGCUCACAUAUCCAGUGGGAAGAAUUCAGUAGCAUCUGCUGAGCCUGCCACUGCAAGCGUCAGUCACUCCAUACCGGUGGGCUCCACACCGAUGCAACUCAGCCUCUUUGACAUGAGACGCAACGUGACAGAUCUGCGUCUUCAGUUGCACCAGAUGAGACAACUACAGCUGCAGAACCAGGAGGUGCUACGGGCCAUGGUGAAGAAAGCUGAGCUCGAAAUCAGUGACAAAGUGGUAGAAAGAGCAAAGCGGCUGGAAGAUCCUGUGCAACGCCAGCGCCACCUGGUGGAACAAGAGAGGCAGAAAUAUCUUCACGAAGAGGAAAAGAUUGUCAAGAAGUUAGGUGAGCUUGAAAGUUUUGUUGAAGAGCUGAAGAAGGAAUCUAUGACUAAUAGGACAGUUACUUUGAAAGAUGUUGAAGAUGGAGCUUUUCUUCUUCGGCAAGUUGGAGAAGCUGUCGCUGCCCUCAAAGGUGACUUUCCGACAUUGCAGAAUAAGAUGCGGGCCAUUCUCCGCAUUGAAGUAGAAGCCGUGAGGUUUCUAAAGGAGGAACCCCACAAACUAGACAUCCUUCUGAAAAGAGUCCGUAGCAUGACGGAUACCCUUACCGCCCUCCGGAGAAACGUUACAGACAGCCUGCUGAAGGGGGUGGAUCCCUCCCAAGCAGCACAGUACAGCGCCAUGGAGAAAGCCACAGCAGCCGAGAUCCUGAAAAACCAGGACCAUCCAGUGAGCGGCCUCCCUAGCCCACAGCACAACGUAGCUGAGCCCACCGGUGAACCUCUGGUCAAGUCCGAGGUGGUCCCUGUCUCUACAAUGAAAAUCCUCCAUGUGCAAAGCUCUCCCGUGGUGAUCCACCAGUCUCAGCAUUCAACCGCCUUGGUCAGCCACCCUCAAACGUCUCCCAUGGCAAACAGCCACGUAGUGACCUCACCGGCAUCGAAUCAGCCAACACCCAGCAUGCUGGAGUCUACGGCAGCAACCGCCACCACACCGCAAAUGCAGGUGCCUCACUCGCCCCCUGUGUCGGUCAACGGCUCCACCAUGCAGAGUCUUUUCAUUGAAGAACUCCACAGCGCCAGCACCAGAAACAGAGCUCUGUCCAUUGAGAAAGCAGAGAAGAAAUGGGAGGAGAAAAGACAAAAUCUCGAUCACUACAAUGGGAAGGAGUUUGAAAAACUCCUGGAAGAAGCACAAGCAAACAUCAUGAAAUCCAUCCCAAACCUCGAGAUGCCACCACAAGCUACACCCUCACCCAAAAGUGAUACAACCGAGAAAUUAGAAGUCUGUGAAGAGACUUCUCAUGCCGAACAAGCAACCGAAAAGCUUGUGAAGUCUCCCCCUCCUCCUCCUCCACGUCGCACCUACCUGCUAGGAUCUGGACUGAGCACAAAACUGAGUGAAGUCAGCUACGUGGCCAGGAAAGACACCCCUGUGGUCAAGGAAAACAGUGAAGAUUCUGCUCAAGGAGCACAGCCUAAAGUACCCAAAGAAGAUCAAAUCUCUUCUCAACCCCUGCUGACUGGCACUAUUCCACCUGCAAAGGAAGAAGAAGAAGAGGAAGGCGAGAGAAUAAUGGCAGAAUUACAGGCUUUCCAGAAGUGCUCUUACAUGGAUAUAAAUUCAAACAGUCACGUUGAACUGACCAGAAAUGACACACACACAAAAGACGCAAGGCCAGUGGCCUUAACGCAUCCCAAGGAGAAGAAGGUGUAUGGGGAGGCAUCAAAAGAUAGUGACCACUCCAAGGACAAGCCAGAAGGGAGAACAGAAGAGAUGGGCUUGGGUGCUUCCAGCAUCACAGGAAAUAAAUCUAGCUUUCCAAAGACUGAAAACUUGACCUUCAGCAAAGAUUUGAUUUUGGACAGUAAGGAUUAUGCCAAGCAAAAUUAUCUUAAGCCAAACGCAAGCAUCUCCAGUGUCCAUUUGAUAGAAAAUGAAGGAAAAUGGGGGGUUGAAGGUCCAGCUGUAGAACCUGGAAGGCAAAAACUGAACUAUGGAGUAGCAACUGAGACUGGACAAAGUGCACCCCAAAAUGAGUUGCUGGAAAACACAGGGGCACCUCUUGCCAGGCAAACAGACUUGCAAACUCAAGAGAGUUCCUUAGCUCCUAGAUCAUUGCAGGAGCAAGAAAUGCCUGUUAGUGGUCACAAUCAUAUAGUACUGAGGCAUAAAAUUUCUAGGAACGUUACCUUAAAUAACAUUGAUGAGGUAGAGUCUCCACCUAGCUCUCCAGGUGAAGAAACCCUGCCAUCGGAGAACAUUGCUUUCAUGAUUACCAAAACAGAGGUUCAGGUGCUGUCAAGCGGAGAAGUCCACGAUAUAGUAAAUAAGAAAGGUGAUUAUGUGCAGACUGUUAACAUUGAUUCCAAAAGGGAAAAGGCCUCCCAACAUAAUGUGCUGGAGAAUCCUGAAAGCGACGAUUCAGUUGUUUGCUUGGACAAAAAACCAGUCAUCAUAAUUUUCGACGAACCAAUGGAUAUCAGAGCAGCUUAUAAAAGACUGUCGACAAUCUUUGAAGAAUGUGAUGAGGAACUGGAGAAGAUGAUGGAGGAGAAGAUAGAGGAAGAAGAUGAAGAAAAUGAAGGCUCUGACCCAUGUGAUGCCCAGGCAUAUGCAGUCCCCCAGACAGAGGGCAGUCUGAGGCCUCCCCCUGAUUAUUUAACAAAUCACCGAUUCGAGCAGCAAUACAGACUUCAGACAUCGUCUCGGUUGCCAACCCAACCCAAACUCCUUGAAGAGCAAGACGCAGAUAAGCUGGAUGGCAGGAAAUCUAGUCCUAUUUGUGGGCCGCCUCCUGAAACAAAGCUGGAGGCUGCAGACGCUAAGAAGAAAUUUAAGUUCAAAUUCCCCAAGAAGCAGCUGGCUGCUCUUACGCAGGCAAUCCGCACAGGAACCAAAACGGGCAAGAAAACUUUGCAGGUUGUGGUAUAUGAAGAGGAGGAAGAAGACGGGACCGUCAAGCAACACAAAGAGGCCCAAAGGUUUGAAAUCGCCAGUUCUCGGCCUGACGACCUUUCUGGGAAACAAGACGCGGAGGCUGCAGCCCAAAUCUCCAGGACUGAUGAAAUUAGAAAAAACACUUACAGAACUCUGGACAGUCUGGAGCAGACUAUUAAGCAGCUGGAGAGCACUAUUAGCGAGAUGAGUCCAAAAUCGGUUUCCGAAACCACGUGCCAAUCAGGAGGAGCCCCUGCCCCAGGUUUUUUCCCAACCAAAGAAUCCAUAGUGCUGGAAGAGAAUAAUGCUGAUGUAGAAUCCCCUUCUCCAGCUUCACGUAAGGGUUCAGCCAGCAGUUCACAGACAAGCAGAAUGCCAGUCCCGGCAGCCACCAAAAGUAGGCCACCAGGAACUGUUGACAAACCAAGCAAACCGCACAAACUGCAGGACCAGCGGCAAUACAGACAGGCUAAUGGAAGUGCUAAGAAAGCUGGUGGGGACUAUAAGGCUACUUCCCCUACCCUACCUGCUUCAAAAAUUCCAGCCUUUUCUUCCACCUCUGGGAAAAGUAGCUCUGUAUCUAGUGGCGAUAGCACUAACCUUCUCAGCCCACCUGGUAAAGCCUCUCUUCCUCCUUCUAACCCUCUCAGUCCUUCAACAGGUCGUAGCUCCCACUCUGCUACCUUAAUCCCAUCCGUCUCUAAUGGGUCCUUAAAGCUCCAGAAUCCUACUCAUACAGGUAAAAGUCACCACCAUCUUUCAUUCUCGAUACAGACUCAAAAUGGCCGGCCAACCCCUCUUCCUCCAUCUUCCUUUUCCUCCUCUUCUCCCUCUUCCACCUCUCCCACCUCACUGAACCAAGGUAUGAAGAGCAUCCGGUCCAUCCACACACCCAGCUUCACCAGCUACAAGUCACAGAACGGAAGUGUCAGCAAGCCCAACCCAUCUUCCACCACCACCAAGGAGCCAUCUUAAAAGCUCUAUACUGGCCCAUGCAAGUUCACCAAAGGCUUCCCAGUUUCUGAGGAGAUUGCAACCGAUAUCUUAGCUGAGGAAUGUAUACCAUUUUUUUGCUGUAUCGUUUGAAGCUUAACGCUAAAUUUGUGCUAAAUAUUGGAUAGGUAUUAGAAGUUAGAGACACAAGUAGUUUUGUAAGCAUUCAUUGCUGUCGAAAUGCCAGAGUGGGUUUUCUCUCCCCUGUCCUUUAGCUAGAAGGGGUUACAAACAGAACAGCAGGGUGUGAAUGAAUUAAAAGUAUGUGUGCACAGAAAUGUAUCAAGCAUGAAAAGAAAUGUAUUAUUAAAAGAAAAAAAUUAGUUGUUUUGUAUAAAGCUAUUUUUAAGACCUAAACAUCAUGCGAUAUAAUGCAAAAAAUAUAAAAACCGAAACUAAAAUAUUUUUCUUUUAUUUUAGUGUUAUUUAGAUUUGUUACAGAUUUCUAUUUUUGUCGACAAAAGUUCAUGGUUACUUUAAAAAUAUCUUUUUUGCCAAAACAUUUGAUACUAUAAUGUACAUUUGAUAAAUAGCAUGCUGGACACUUCCUGUACACGAGCAACGAAACUGAGACGGACAUUGAUGUGUACUAGGCAAAUGCACUGCCAUUUGGAUUAUAUUUAAGAAUUUGCAAUGCCAAGUGGGGGGGAGGAAUAAUGGUUUUCACAUUUAGGCAUUUGCUGGUUCUUUUAGCUUCCCUUGUUUUCCAUUCUACUGAGACCUGGGUAAAUCAUGUUGUAUUUCAGUGUGGAUUUU
This is a messenger RNA of Euleptes europaea (tarantolino), 6712 nucleotides long. RefSeq names its product KIAA1217 ortholog. Gene Ontology annotation, cellular component: cytoplasm. Bases 2 to 5938 code for a protein of 1978 amino acids. The record is from RefSeq and is a predicted model, not a curated record. The transcript is spliced from 22 exons. Lineage: Eukaryota; Metazoa; Chordata; Lepidosauria; Squamata; Sphaerodactylidae.